GCGGGCUCCUGAGCCGGGGUUCAGAGAGCGCUCAUCGCGCGGGAGCUAAGUGGGCAGGUUGGUGGCGGGCCUGGAUGCCCCGGUGGCGGGCCUUAAAGCUGUGGCCCUCCUCCUCAAGCCAUUCCGCUGAAGAAGACCCGUUGAGCUGGCUCUUCCCAGGAAUUGUCUAUUGGAUUUUGCAACCAGGGUAUUUUAAAGAUGAAUGAAAAUAAGUUGGAAGCAAACUCACUGCAACGGAAAUUUCCUGAAUGGAUGUCUAUGAACAAUAAAGGAUGUGCCCUAGAAGAAAAACAGGCAUGUAUUCACAAGAGUGUCUUUGAAGAAGACCUCCCAUUCCUAGAAUUUACUGGAUCUAUUGUUUAUAGUUACGAAGCCAGUGACUGCUCUUUCCUAUCUGAAGAUAUUUGCAUGUGUCUGUCUGAUGGAGACGUGAUAGGAUUUGACAUGGAGUGGCCACCUAUAUACAACAAGGGGAAACUGAGCAAAGUUGCAUUGAUUCAGUUGUGUGUGUCUGAGAGCAAAUGUUACUUGUUUCAUAUUUCAUCUAUGUCAGUUUUCCCCCAGGGAUUAAAAAUGUUACUUGAAAAUGAAGCAAUUAUGAAGGCAGGUGUGGGAAUUGAAGGAGACCAAUGGAAACUUCUCCGGGACUUUGACAUCAAGUUGAGAAGUUUUGUGGAACUGACAGAUGUUGCCAAUGGAAAGCUAAAAUGUGCAGAGACUUGGAGCCUCAAUGGACUGGUCAAACACCUCUUCAGGAAACAACUUCUAAAAGACAAGUCUGUCCGCUGUAGCAACUGGAGUAAUUUUCCCCUCACCGAGGACCAACAACUUUAUGCAGCUACUGAUGCUUAUGCUGGUCUAAUCAUUUAUCAAAAAUUAGAAAUGUUGAGUGCUACUGAGAAAACAUUUGCUAUAGAUAAAGCAGAGGAAACAUUACCUGGUGAAAUGAGGAGGCAGUUGAUGUCAGUCUCUGAAGAAGCGAUGAAUCUAGCUCAAUAUUUUCCUGAUGCAUGUAAAACAUUGGAAGAUCCACAGAGUGUUUCUAUAAUAUUGAAGAAUAUUUCAGAAAACCUGUAUACACUGAGGAAGAUGAUAUUUGGUCCUACAAACAUCAAGACUAAACUGAAGCCUAGCAGUAAUAUUAAUUUAUUAGUAGAGGAUUCAACUAAUGCUAGAGAACAACAGAAACAAGUGGGAGAACCUAAUGUUUUUACUCAAGCAAAAGAAGAGACAUACAAUUCACUUAAACAUAAUGAAGUUGAGGCACUUAGGAAUAAAGUGAAACAAGAAGAUGAAUUUGAAGAAGAAAUAAAAUAUAAUAUGUUGCAAGAAAACGUAGACAAAUCUUCUUGGAUGACAUUAAACAUUUCAGAAUAUGAACUCCAAAUUUUAGAGCAACAGGCUGAAGAAAGAACUUUAAGUGAUGUUCCUUCUCAAUCUGCUCAGAAUGCAUCUCCCAGGGAUAAUGAAAAGGAUUCAUCCUGUCUAAUUGAAAGUGAUGAAGAUUUAGAAAUGGAGAUGCUUAAGUCUUUAGAAGACCUAAGCAAUGGAACUGUAGAACCAAUAUAUUCUAAAUACUUAGAAAUGGAAAGAAAUCAGAGUCUUCCUACUGAGGAAGAAGAUGAAGAUAAAAAUGAAGUCAUCGCAGAGGAAGAAGAAAAUGAGCACCGAUUGUUGCCAGAACCCAAUGCAAACCAAGUUAUUUGCCUCAAGACCUACUUUGGCCAUUACAAUUUUAAACCGGUUCAGUGGAAAGUUAUUUAUUCUGUAUUGGAAGAAAGAAGAGAUAAUGUUGUUGUCAUGGCAACUGGCUAUGGGAAGAGUUUGUGCUUCCAGUAUCCACCUGUUUAUGAAGGCAAAAUUGGCAUUGUUAUUUCACCUCUGAUUUCUUUGAUGGAGGACCAAGUACUCCAGCUUGAAAUGUCCAACAUUGCAGCCUGUUUUCUUGGAUCAGCACAAUCAAAAAAUAUUCUAGGAGACAUUAAAUCAGGCAAAUACCGGAUUGUAUACAUAACUCCAGAAUUCUGUUCAGGUAAUUUGGACUUACUCCAGCAACUUGAGGCUAACAUUGGUAUUACACUUGUUGCCGUGGACGAAGCUCACUGUAUCUCUGAGUGGGGGCAUGAUUUUAGAAGUUCAUUCAGGACUUUAGGCUUCCUAAAGGCAGCACUCCCAUUGGUUCCAAUAGUUGCACUCACUGCUACUGCAAGUUCUUCGAUCCAGGAAGACAUUAUACGUUGCUUAAACCUGAAAAACCCACAGAUUACCUGUACAGGUUUUGAUCGACCAAAUCUAUAUUUAGAAGUUGGACGAAAAACAGGGAACAUCAUUGAGGAUAUAAAGCCAUUUCUUGUCAAAAAAACAAGUUCUGUGUGGGAAUUUGAAGGCCCAACUAUCAUUUAUUGCCCUUCUAGAAAAAUGACAGAACAAGUUACUGGUGAACUUAAAAAGCUGAAGCUAGCCUGUGAAGCAUACCAUGCAGGCCUGAGCUGUAACACAAGGAAAAAUGUUCAUCAUAGAUUCAUGAGAGAUGAAAUUCAGUGUGUCAUAGCUACUAUAGCUUUUGGAAUGGGCAUUAAUAAAGCUGAUGUCCGUAAAGUUAUUCAUUAUGGUGCUCCUAAGGAAAUGGAAUCAUAUUACCAGGAAAUUGGGAGAGCGGGCCGUGAUGGACUUCAAAGUUCUUGUCACCUACUCUGGGCCCCAGGAGACUUUAACUUAGCUAGGCAUCACUUUAUUGAGAUACAUAAUGAAGAGUUUCGAUUAUACAAAUUGAAGAUGAUGGCAAAGAUGGAAAAAUAUCUUCAUUCCAGCAGAUGUAGGCGACAAAUCAUCUUGUCUCAUUUUGAGGAUAAAAAACUACGAAAGGCCUCCUUGGGCAUUAUGGGAACUGAAAAAUGCUGUGAUAAUUGCAGGUCCAGAUUGAAUGGUUACUAUUUCAGUAAUGAUUCAGAUGAUACACCACAGGACUUUGGUCCCCAAGCCAUACAGCUACUCUCUGCUGUUGACAUGUUACAGGAAAAGUCUGGAAUUGGGCUUCCAAUUUUAUUUCUCCGAGGAUCUAGUUCUCAGCGUCUUGCAGAUAAAUACCGGGGUCACAAGUUUUUUGGCAUUGGCAAGAAUCAACCGGAGAGUUGGUGGAAGGCCUUUUCCCGGCAACUUAUGGCUGAAGGAUUCUUGGUAGAAGUUCAUGGGAAAAACAAAUUUAUAAAGACUUGCUCCCUUACAACAAAGGCUAGAAACUGGCUUGCUAAAGCCAGCAUAGGAUCUCCUCAGCCACUUAUCCUGCCAGCUACUGAGGAACUGUGUCCAAGGAAAUUUCUUCGACCAAGUUCUAAGGCUGUCUCUACAGACCCUGAACAGCUUUCCUCUUACCAAACGCUGGUUGAACUAACUGCAGAGAAGAAGCAGUAUGACUUGGAGAGGUUGUAUUCUUACAAAGCACCUGAGAAAAUGUCUCCUGGAAGUAACAUUCUUAAAAAAAGCGUCAUUAUGCAGGUGCCAGGAAAAUCUUACCCUUUCUCAGAACCUGUUAUUUCCUCCCAAGAACAGGAGACUCGGACUAUGUUAUAUGCCAAGUUGGUAGAAGCUAGGCAGCAACAUGCCAAUAAAAUGGAUAUUCCUCCAGCUAUUCUGGCAACAAAUAAGAUUCUGCUGGAUAUGGCCAAGAUAAGACCAACUACUGUUGACAGUGUGAAACAGAUUGAUGGUGUUUCUGAAGGCAGAGCUACUAUGUUGGCCCCUCUUGUGGAAGUCAUCAGACAUUUCUGCCACAUAAAUAAUGCUCAGUCAGACCUCUUUUCAAAUAUAAAGCCUCAAGAAGAAGAGAAGAAAUGUCUGGAAGUGGAAAAUGCAGACUGCUCGUUCUCACAGUCUGCAGCAGUCACGUAUUCCUUAUUCCAAGAAAAGAUGUCGUCUUUGCACAGUAUAGCUGAGAACAGGAUCCUACCUCUCACAGGGGUUGGCAUGCACUUAGCCCCACCAGAGAAAGCUGGCUACCCACCGGAUUUGGAGCGAGCAGGCCUGACCCCAGAGGUUCAGAAGAUGAUCACGGAUGUUAUCCAAAACCCUCCUGUCAACUCAGACAUGUCUAAUAUUAAACUAAUUAGAAUGUUAGUUCCUGAAAACAUUGACACAUACCUUAUCCACAUGGUAAUUGAGAUCCUUGAGAGUGAGCAGGACUGCAGAAGCCAGCUUUCCUGUGAUAACAGCAAGAAGAGAUGUUUCCCCAACUCUGAAGAGAGCUAUUCAAAUUUUAAGAGAAACAAAAAAGUUGCUCCUACCAAGAUUUCAUCUGAAACCUCAAAGAGAAAAUUACCUGGGUGGUUUGCCAAAGGAAACGAGACCCUAGCUGAGACCAGCAAAAAAUCAAUGAACAAAACAAUAAAGAAAGGUCUGUUUAGUUGACAAUUACAAAAAUUAA
This is a messenger RNA of Jaculus jaculus (lesser Egyptian jerboa), 4420 nucleotides long. RefSeq names its product WRN RecQ like helicase (gene Wrn). Lineage: Eukaryota; Metazoa; Chordata; Mammalia; Rodentia; Dipodidae. The transcript has 34 exons. Gene Ontology annotation, molecular function: nucleic acid binding; 3'-5' DNA helicase activity; 3'-5' exonuclease activity. The record is from RefSeq and is a predicted model, not a curated record. The coding region runs from base 199 to 4404 and encodes 1401 amino acids. Gene Ontology annotation, biological process: DNA replication; telomere maintenance; double-strand break repair via homologous recombination. Gene Ontology annotation, cellular component: cytoplasm; chromosome; nucleoplasm.